GCGCCGCCAUGAUGGAUUCCCGUUAGAAUGGGAUUGAAUUAAAUUGGAUAGGAACCAAAACGCUUAUUCUUCAAAAUAUAUUUGCUCUGGAAUUUGCUUUGCAAUUUGUGGGAAUGCUCUGGAGCGCGGACAUCAUUUUGAACUACACGCGUGUCUCUGACGCUGGAUUCUAUCGCUGUGUGGUCAGCAACCCACCUGAGACUGGAGACCCCGGCAUAGGAGAGCUCAGCCUCACUGUUUUGGCACCUCCGUCCCUUCCUGUGUGUCUGUGGGAAGGGGACACCGAAGCUGGAGGCAAUGUGCAACUGUCCUGUCUGGUGGCGGAGGGCUUUCCUACUCCACAGGUGAUCUGGGAAAAGCUAGAACCGGAUAAGAUGACACUGCCAGUAAACAUGAAUGGUGAUUUAAAGGGCUCUGUGCACAUUGCCAAUAUGUCUGCACAGGCCUCUGGCCUCUACCGCUGCUCAGUGACCAACCCACUGGGAACCCAGCACUGCUACAUUAACCUGUCUGUCUACACACCUCCAGAUAAUUCUCCUGGCAUCCUGCAGGGGGUGCUGUUGAGUCUCUCCAUGGCCCUGCUCCUGCUGGCUCUGAUGGUGCUGGUGCUGUGGCUCCACCGUUCGGCACAGGAGAGCAAAUGGAGGAACAGCCAUGAGGAAAAUGAGGGGUAUAAUGAGGUUAAACGCUCCUUUAUAUGA
This is a messenger RNA of Cyprinus carpio (common carp), 701 nucleotides long. RefSeq names its product immunoglobulin superfamily member 11. Gene Ontology annotation, cellular component: cell-cell junction. The record is from RefSeq and is a predicted model, not a curated record. Lineage: Eukaryota; Metazoa; Chordata; Actinopteri; Cypriniformes; Cyprinidae. Gene Ontology annotation, molecular function: ionotropic glutamate receptor binding. Gene Ontology annotation, biological process: homophilic cell-cell adhesion.